Drosophila serrata is the source of this 941-nucleotide messenger RNA. Its product is annotated as G2/M phase-specific E3 ubiquitin-protein ligase-like. The record is from RefSeq and is a predicted model, not a curated record. Gene Ontology annotation, cellular component: nucleus. Lineage: Eukaryota; Metazoa; Arthropoda; Insecta; Diptera; Drosophilidae.
UCUUGUCAAAUUCUCUUCUAGUCACCGAGCCACGUGCUUUAGGCUUAAGAAAACUUUUAUCAUUUUUUUUUUGUCUGUUUAGUAAAUAUAUAGCUUAAAAAUGAAAUUACCGUGUGUUCUAUGCGGCUGCCAUAAAGACAAUGAGCUGAUCUUUGGCGAGUUUGUAAUGCAUGAUAAGAAUUCAUUGCACCGCAACUGCCUGGUCCUAUGUCUGGGCAAAUUCGUACAGAAUAAAACCGACGAUAUCCGCCUCUGGAACUUUCUCAAGGAUGACAUAUCGGAGGUGAAGGAAGUCUUUAGCUUGACCAAAUGCUCGUAUUGUCCUCGCCUGGGUGCGAAUCUUUCAUGCUGCCACGAAGGAUGCCAUCGUAGCUUCCAUACCAAGUGCGGUGUGGACAAUAUGGCUGUCCUCCAAUAUGGCGGCAAAUUUGAUACUUUCUGUGCAGAGCAUGUGCCCGAGCAUCGCAGUCGCCCGGAACCAGACGCAAAUUGUAUAUUAUGUCUAGGUUCGGUAGUGGCCAAUGGGCAAGAUUUUACCCCGGCUUUGGCAUUCCAGGCACCAUGUUGCCACAAUGGAUGGUUUCAUCGCGAAUGCGUCCAGGAUCUGUCCAAUGCAUCGACCAUUUCUUUCAAGUGUCCUCUUUGCAGGAAUGAAAAUGAAUUCGGUGAAGUUGCCAUGUACGGAGUUGCCAUUCCCAAGUGGCGUUACGGUUUACCAAAACCACCGACAAGCAUUCCUGUGGCCCCCGGCCGGGCCCAUACUGGCCUCUUCAGAAUUCGUGAAGUGCGCGUCCUCAUCGCCAGACUUCACCAUUCCUAAAUUCAAGAUACAAAUAUAUAUAGCAGUCCCAGAAGAUUGAAUCCCAACAGAACUUGAGAAACAUAAAUCCCAGUACGAGCAUUCAUACCCGAAUAUAUAGUAUGUAAUGUUACUUGUUUUU